Molecule: messenger RNA, 2381 nt
Organism: Medicago truncatula (barrel medic)
Lineage: Eukaryota; Viridiplantae; Streptophyta; Magnoliopsida; Fabales; Fabaceae
Product: U-box domain-containing protein 19
Exons: 1
Coding region: 73-2145 (690 amino acids)
Biological process (GO): protein ubiquitination
Molecular function (GO): ubiquitin-protein transferase activity; protein binding
Source: RefSeq, a predicted model, not a curated record
GUUCAACUCAACUCAAAACAAAACAACUAUAGUGUAUUAUUAUAUUAUGAAUUUGUUUGUUUCAAUUCAAUAAUGACUAGUACUCAUCUUACUAAUCAAAGGGAUCGCCGUAUCCUAUCAUUCCCGGCGGUUCACCCUUGCGAAAACAUAUCUCCCACAACACUCAUCACUUCUCUAAUCAAUCUUUCACAAACUAUAUCCAAUUUCCAACCUCAAAUAUUCCCAACACAAAAACGUAACGCAAGAGAAACUAUACGUCAAAUUACUAUAAUUUCAAUUUUCCUCAACGAAAUUAAAGACCAUGGUUCCAUUAUUCCUAACUCAAUUAUCCUAUGCUUUUCGGAGCUUCACUUCACUUUACAAAAGAUUCAUUUCUUAAUGCAAGAUUGUACUUUAGAAGGUUCUAGUCUCUUAUUGCUCGCGAAAUCUCAACACGUGGCGUCUCAGCUUCGUUCUCUUAUUCGCGCAGUGGCUAUUACAUUAGAUAUUUUGCCUUUACACAGAGUCGAAAUUUGCGACGAAGUCAAGGAGUUAGUUGAAUUGGUAGCUAAACAAGCUAGGAAAGGUAAAUUCGAAGUAGACCCCAACGACGAGGUUGCGUCCAAAAAACUUCAUUAUGUUUUGCAUCAAUUCGAGAGAGGAACUGAACCAAACUUGAACACCAUGCAUGAAAUCCUUCAUUACCUUAAAAUCAAGAGCUGGAAUGAUUGUGACAGAGAAAUCAAAUUCUUAGAAAACGAGAUAAGUUUCUUGGAGGAUCGGAACUGCGACGAACGAGAGGUUCCGUUGUUGAGUUCUUUGAUUGGGUUUUUAAGCUACUGUAGGGCAGUGAUAUUCGAAGAUUUUGAUGAAAAUUUGAAUAAACUCGAAGCUCGACGCAGCACGGAGAUGAUAACUGUUAACUGUUUGAAUCCAGAGGAUUUUCGUUGUCCAAUUUCACUCGAACUAAUGACUGAUCCAGUAACAGUUUCAACAGGACAAACCUACGAUCGUGCUUCAAUUCAGACAUGGCUUAAAGCAGGAAACAAAACAUGCCCUAAAACAGGGGAGAAUAUUAAAAACACAGAGUUAGUCCCAAACACAACGCUGAAGAGACUUAUCCAACAAUUUUGCAGUGAUAAUGGUAUUUCAUUCACAAGAUUUUCUAACCGUAACCGUGACAUAACGAGGACGAUUUUACCCGGUAGUUCUGCAGCAGCACAUGCUACGCAGUUUCUGUCAUGGUUUCUAACACGAAGGCUCGUGUUCGGAACAGAGCAACAGAAGAAUAAAGCAGCUUACGAGAUUCGUUUGUUAACAAGGUCAAGCAUUUUCAACAGAGCUUGUUUGAUUGAAGUUGGAACUGUGCCACCACUGUUGGAUCUUUUAGCUACGGAGGAUAAAACCACUCAGGAGAAUGCAAUCUCUGCUUUACUGAAGCUUUCAAAGUAUGCAACCGGGCCUGAAAAUAUAAUAGACCAUAACGGUUUAAAGCCCGUUGUGUAUGUACUGAAAAAUGGACUUAGUCUUGAAGCCCGUCAAAUUGCAGCAGCUAUAAUAUUCUAUCUUUGUUCAGUGAAAGAAUAUAGAAAAUUAAUAGGUGAAAAUCAAGAUGUGAUUCAUGGUUUAGUUGAAUUGGCUAAAGAAGGAACAACCUGCGGAAAAAAGAAUGCAGUGGUUGCGAUUUUUGGACUUCUUUUGCUUCCUAGGAAUCAUCAACGUGUGCUUGAAGCCGGUGCUGUUCACGCGCUUGUUUCUAUUUUGAAUACCUUGUGCAACAAGGAAGAGCUUGUUACUGAAACUCUGGCUGUUCUUGCGGCACUUGCUGAGAAUUUUGAUGGAGCUAAUGCUGUUUUGGAAGCUUCUGCAUUGCCGUUGAUUACUGGGCUGUUGCGAUCUGCUCCUUCGCGUGCUGCAAAGGAACAUUGUGUUUCGAUAUUGUUGUCUCUAUGUGUUAAUGGUGGUGUUGAUGUUGCUGGUGUUCUUGCUAAGGAUGUUACACUUAUGCCUUUGCUCUAUUCGCUUCUUACUGAUGGUACUUCUCAUGCUGCUAAGAAAGCGCGUUUUCUCAUUAAAGUUCUGCAGGAUUUCAACGAAACUGCAACUUCUCGAUUGAAAGGUUCCGCAAUUCUACGCCAAUUGAAUGUGUUAGAACUUAGAAAUUAGAAUCUCUUCUUGUGAAUAUAUAUGUAUACUUUUUUGGUGUAUAUACUGUAACAUAUACCUUGGUUAUUGCCACAUUUGAGAAUUUGUGGAAUUAGCUCUCUGUAUUUUUAUCUCUAGUGAGCUAAUUUUAAUAAGUGAGCUUCAAAUUAUACACUGGAAGCUUAUGAUUAUUUUGUAUCUGGUAUAGUUAAGAAUUAAAGUGGUGUGAAAUCAAUGAAUGAAGUCAGUUUAGAUUA